Messenger RNA from Penicillium samsonianum, 414 nucleotides. It is a transcript of the gene acpA, whose product is annotated as acyl carrier protein. Gene Ontology annotation, biological process: fatty acid biosynthetic process. Gene Ontology annotation, cellular component: mitochondrion. NCBI's taxonomy places the organism in Eukaryota, Fungi, Ascomycota, Eurotiomycetes, Eurotiales, Aspergillaceae. The coding region runs from base 1 to 414 and encodes 137 amino acids. The transcript has 6 exons. The record is from RefSeq and is a predicted model, not a curated record. Gene Ontology annotation, molecular function: acyl binding; acyl carrier activity.
AUGUUCCGCUCCGCCAUUGUCCGUUCCUUGAAGGCUUCCGCCCCCCGUGUCAUCAAGACCCCGGCUCCCUUCCACAUCCGCAGCUCCCCCAUUGCUGCCCAGGUCCCUCAAUUCACUCCCUGCUUCGCUCAGGGUGUCCGCCUCUACUCCGCCCCUGCCGGCCUCAGCAAGAACGAGGCCGAGGGCCGGAUAGUCAACCUGCUCAAGAACUUCGACAAGGUCUCCGAUGCCAGCAAGAUUAACGGCGCUUCCCACUUCUCGAACGACCUUGGUCUGGACAGCCUGGACACCGUCGAGGUCGUGAUGGCCAUUGAGGAGGAGUUCAGCAUUGAGAUCCCCGACAAGGAGGCCGACCAGAUCCACAGCGUUGAGAAGGCUGUCGAGUACAUCCUGGCCCAGCCCGAUGCCCACUAA